Gastrolobium bilobum is the source of this 845-nucleotide messenger RNA. RefSeq lists its product as uncharacterized. The record is from RefSeq and is a predicted model, not a curated record. The coding region runs from base 215 to 586 and encodes 123 amino acids. The transcript is spliced from 2 exons. Lineage: Eukaryota; Viridiplantae; Streptophyta; Magnoliopsida; Fabales; Fabaceae.
CCAUUUCUCCUUUUCUCUAUAUAAAGUCUCUCACCUCUCUCUCUCUCUCCUUUCUUCCUUUUAGUUUUACCUCAUCGGUUAUCAUACAAAUUCUCCUUCAUUUGAUCUGUGUUUAGUUUUUGUGUUAUUUGGGUUUCUGAGUUUCUCUCUCAACUUCCAAAUUCUUCUCUUUCUCUCAUCUCUGAGCCUCUGCAUCUAUUCUGGCUUCAAAGCUAUGGUGGAUCUUCAAACCGUGUGUUGCAUGUGCGGUGACGUUGGUUUCCCUGACAAACUUUUCCGCUGCAACAAAUGCCACCACCGAUUCCAACACUCGUAUUGUAGUAACUACUAUGGGGAAUUACCUGAGAUAGAACUGUGCGAUUGGUGCCAAAGUGAGGAGAAAAACUCAAGACAUAUUAUUGGCUCCAAUUCGAAGAAACCGGUGGUCGGAAACGACGCCGGAACGACGACCCGUUCAGAAUAUUCCGGCGAGAAAAUCAAGCAGCAUGAUCGUGAAGAGAGCGGUUCCGAAAAGGGGAAGAGCCCAACACCUUCGCCGAGAACCGCCACACGCAGGUACAAGCUUCUCAAGGAUGUAAUGUGUUAAAGAACGAGAGAGAAAGAGAGAAAGAAACAACGCAUCCCAAAAAACCCAGAAGAAAAAAAAUUAGUAUUAAUUAGGAGACUUUUGUGUCAAAAGUGUUUGGUGUUUAUAGUUUUAGUAGUAGUAGUAGUAGUAGCUUUGCAAAGACUGUGUUUAUGAGUGUUUCUACUUUUCAUCAAGCUGUGAAUAUAGAACUAUGUAACUUCAAUAUGUACUAAUCUCAUAAUCUAAGUUUCAAGCUAUAAUAAUUAUUAGGUCCACU